AUGCACAAGCACAAUCCUCCAGUCAACCGCGCAGCCGUACCUGUGCUGGUUGGCCUCUGUCUUCUCUUCGUCAUGCUUCUGGCUGGCCGUUUCAUAUUCGUUGAUCGCGAAUCCUCCAGUUCCAACGAGCUGAAUCUCGAUCUUUCCUCGUCUGCAGCCUCUUCUACGUCGUCUUCGUUAACCUACGUCCAUAAAAACGUUCGUCGUCGGGUUGGAACAUACCAAGGCAUUGAAGCUGCUUUCAAGAAUCUCGGCAUCUUACCGACUGACCUCAUCAAGUUUCCAGGGUCAUGUGCCAACAGCAGUACCGACCGGAUUGGAGGACGCGGUCCUGAGGCAGUUCGGACCCUUGUGCUGGAUGAGAUCUUUGACGGAGUUAGCCCAUUCGAGGAUUUCCCAUCUGAAGCCGUCCGUCCGCUGCUGAAAAAGCGCAUGCGCCUCCGCGGUUGGGGAUCCAACAAUUCUGUCUUUGAAAGGCUCAUUCGGGAGGUCCGACCUCACUUGAUCAUCGAAGUUGGCUCAUUCUUAGGCGCCUCUGCUAUAAACAUGGCUCUUAAGGCUCAGGAGCUGGGUCUGGAUCCCGUCACAAUUCUAUGCCUCGAUGACUUCCGUGGUUGGCCUGGGUUCCGCAACUCCUUCCGUCAAAUAAAACACGUCAACGGAGACGCUGUGUUGCUGCAGUAUUUCAUGAAGAAUGUUGUCGAAGCCGGUCAGGAGAAGGUGAUCCUCCCACUGCCGUUUUCCACUGCUCACUCGCUCAAAGCCCUGUGUGACUGGGGCGUCCAGGCAGACCUGGUGGAGGUAGACGCAGGCCAUGAUUUUCACUCUGCCUGGUUGGAUAUCAAUCUCGCGUACCGGUUACUGAGGCCAGGAGGAGUUAUGUUUGGACACGACUACUUCAGCAAAGCAGACAACUCCGGAGUACGGAGAGCAAUCACUCUCUUCGCUACACUCAGAGGAAUGUGGGUGGAGCCUGAUGGGGAGCACUGGAUUCUGCGGCAAGGACCUGCUGCACCUGGCAUGGCUGCUGUGCAGGGUGCCAGCGUUUCUGCUACAGAACCAGAUGUAACCAAGGAGGAAGAAGACAAUGAGAAUUAG
This is a messenger RNA of Closterium sp. Yama58-4, 1098 nucleotides long. The record is from the annotation of a GenBank genome assembly. NCBI's taxonomy places the organism in Eukaryota, Viridiplantae, Streptophyta, Zygnematophyceae, Desmidiales, Closteriaceae.